Molecule: messenger RNA, 4874 nt
Organism: Crotalus tigris (Tiger rattlesnake)
Lineage: Eukaryota; Metazoa; Chordata; Lepidosauria; Squamata; Viperidae
Gene: PORCN
Product: porcupine O-acyltransferase
Exons: 15
Coding region: 131-1513 (460 amino acids)
Biological process (GO): canonical Wnt signaling pathway; lipid modification; protein palmitoylation
Cellular component (GO): membrane; endoplasmic reticulum
Molecular function (GO): Wnt-protein binding; palmitoleoyltransferase activity
Source: RefSeq, a predicted model, not a curated record
GUCAAAAGCUCUGAUGAGAAUGUGUUGCAAUACAUCCAGUGAAGUGAUCUGUGGGUCCACAGCAAAAGUCCGGAACUCAGGUUGCAAGAAGCCUUCACAUUUCUGCAGAAAUUGCACAUAGGUUGGGGCCAUGGCCACCUUUACACGGCAAGAGUUUUACCAGCAGCUGUUGAGCAGUUGUGUAUUGCCGACUGCUCAGCAGGGUUUUGAACAGGUUUGGACUCUGCUGCUCUUGUGUCUAGCUUGCCGUCUCCUAUGGAGGUUAUCUCUGCCAUCCUAUGCUAAGCACCUGAGCACUGUCGCUAGUGGCUUCUACGCCCUCUAUCACUUUUUUCAGCUGCAGAUGGUGUGGGUUGUGCUCCUCAGCCUCUUGUGCUACCUGGUUUUAUUCCUGUGCCGCCACUCAACCCAGCGUGGAGUUCUGCUCUCCAUCACCAUCCUCAUCUAUUUGCUUAUGGGAGAGAUGCAUAUGGUAGACACUGUGAGUUGGCAUAAGAUGAGAGGUGCCCAGAUGAUUGUGGCAAUGAAGGCUGUGUCAUUGGGCUUUGAUCUGGACCGGGGCGAGGUGCCAACCAUUCCAUCCCCAGUUGAGUUCAUGGGAUAUAUCUAUUUUGUUGGAACAGUUAUUUUUGGACCCUGGUUCCGCUUUCACACCUAUCUGCAGGCUGUAGAGAGCAGGAAAAUAACUUUCUCCUGGUUUCAGAAGGUCUUUCUGAGCUUCUUCCUCUGCCUUGUGUGCCUCAUCAUGUCCACCUGCAUAGCUCCCUAUCUCUUCUCAUACUUCAUACCCCUCUACAGCUACAAGCAACUCAGGAAGAAGCGCAGAAGCAGAAGUACCUUAAUGAGGUGGCUCAGGGCUUACGAGAGUGCCAGUUCCUUCCAUUUCAGCAAUUACUUUGUGGGCUUUCUGUCUGAGACCACAGCCACCCUGGCAGGAUCAGGUUUUAGAGAGGAAAAGGAGAAUCUGAAAUGGGACCUGACAGUGUCUCAUCCUCUGAGGGUGGAGUUGCCACGUUCUAUGGUGGAGGUGGUAACCAGCUGGAACCAGCCCAUGUCACAAUGGCUAAACUCCUAUGUCUUUAAGAACUCCCUGAAACUGGGGAUCUUCUCAGCCAUCAUUGUAACCUAUGCAGCUAGUGCCCUCUUACACGGGCUAAGCUUCCAUUUGGCUGCUGUGCUGUUGUCACUCGGCUUUAUCACUUACAUUGAACACGUUCUCAGAAAGAGGUUGUCUGUCAUCUUUGAUGCCUGUAUACUCUCCAAGAAGUGUCAGCCAGGAUGCUCACAUCGCCACAGCACGAAUCUCUGGGUUCGUCUCCUCAACCUGCUCUUUGGGGCUCUUGCUGUCUUUCACUUGGCCUACUUAGGCUCAUUAUUUGAUAUGGAUGCUGAUGACUCUGUGGAAGAACAGGGCUAUGGCAUGUCUUAUACCAUCAACAAAUGGUCUGAGCUGAGCUGGGCCAGCCACUGGGUGACCUUCGGGUGCUGGGUCUUCUAUCGUCUCAUCAGCUGAAGCAGGACCUUCCUGUGAACUUGAGGAGAUGGAGCAGGGGAUGGGUGGAGAGGCAGAACUGAUAGACUCCUCAUCUUCAAGAACAUUGGAUACCCACCAUCGACUUGAGUGCCCUGGAUAUUGACCGAUUCCUUCUUACUCUGGGAUGCUGAUGGAGGGAAGGAGCUCCCCAGUUGUGUGCCCUGAGGGGGGAGGAACAUGCAUCCCAUGUAGACAAGGCUGGUUGAGUACCAAGGUAUUCUCCUGAAUACCUAUAAAAAAAAAGCCUUUUCUUCCUUUCCCAACAUGGUCUGGACUAUAGUAUCUAUAAUAUUCUUCCACUGGCUUCCUGGGGCUUGUGGGAGUUGUUAUCCAGAGGGUACCAGAUUGCCAGUUCAGAUCUUGUACACAAUACCUCUUUGAGAAAAAUCUGGCUCCUGUCAGGUCCUUGUUGACACUCCCUCUAGUGGCAAUUGAACAAACAGCACCAGCUUUUCCUUCCUCUCUGAAUUAUUUUUACUGCAUGUUUUGCCUCUUUUUGCUCUCUUGCGGCAGUACGUGGGAGCUGCACCCACUGCUUCCGAGGUACCCCUUGUUACUCCUUAAUGGAAUUCUGUCUUUAGUGUAAAGUCUGAUGAUUAGCCAAUGGGAAUCAUGAUGCUUUAAACUGCAUUGAAGAUGCUGUUGAUUAUCUUUAAAAGUAGGGCAGUUUGUGUAGCUGUAAUAACUUUCUCUGUUUUACUUCUGAAGCCCUUGGAUUUUUUUCAGACAAUCAUAACAGAAGCAUUGUUGAGGCCAUGGAGAAGAGGGCUGGAAAGACUGGGAAGGAGCACAAGCAAUUCUAGCUAGGGAUGAUCCUCAAGAAGAGCUGAAUCUUUUGAAAUGUUCGCUAUCUGAAUCUAUGGAAUUCCUGUUCAUUUCAAUUUUUAUCCACUGUUAUAUGGUGGCAGAAACUGGCAGCAUUUUUUUUAAUCAGAGUGUAGCUGCUCAGAUACUUAAUUCAGCAGUGCCAAAUUUUGCACAGAAGCUUGAACUGCUCUAGUAAUAGCAUACAAUUGAUUUGGAUUAACUAAUAUGGACUAAGCCUUGCUCCAUAGUUUAGUGAAUAUAUUGUGGAUAAAGUGCCCACUAAGUGUUUAAAACAAAAAAGGAGGACAGGGAGAGGAGAACCAUUGUGGCUUCUUGAGAUAUGUUACCCUCCUGUCUUUAUAAAUAAAUCAAAAGCUUAUUUGAGUGGGUUGGAGGAAGUAUCCCCCAAUUUCUGUUAUGUGGUAUUUACAAGCUAAGGAUGGUAUUGUUUCCUUUGUCACUAACAAUGACAGGAUCGCAUGACAGGAUCUCUCCUGAAAUAUAUACAAGCUGUUUAGGUGGUAUACUUCUCAUGGGAAGGACCACCCUGUCAUUGCAGCAAGGAAUUAACCUUUAACCUGUUUUUGUCAAGGGGAGGCAAGAUCAAGACUGGGAACAAUAGGAUCAGAACAUUCAACAUGGACAAUGUCCAAGAAUGGAAAGUUGGAACACUGAACAGUUCUCGAACUCUCUUCUCCUGUAAAAGAAAGCUAAAUGCAAACAAGCCUUUUUCGUGGGGCAGAUAGUCCUGGACUCGCAACCUUCAUUUAGUCAUUGUUCAAAAGGACAACAGCAUUAAAAAAAAAAGUGACUUAGAAUUAGUCACGUUUAAAACUUGUCACAACAUCCCCUCAGUCCCAUGAUCAAAAUUAGGCCACUUGGCAACCGGCAUGUAUUUAUAAUGGUUGUAGCAUCCUGUGGUCAUGAGGUCACCAUUUGUGACCUUUGUGGACAGCUUCCAACCAGCAAAGUCAAUGGGGGAAAUUGGAUUCGGUAAACGACCGUCUGAUUCACUUAACUGCAGUGAUUUGCUUAGCGGCCGGGGCAAAAGAAAGUUGUAAAAUUGGGCAUGAUUUACUUCACCACCACCUGGCUUAGCAAAGGAAAAUCUGGUCCCAGCUAUUAUCAUAGGUUGAGGACUACCUGUACUAUGGAAUUCAGUUCUCUCCAUUUGCAGGCCCAGCAGAAGAAGGUGGUAGAAGGUAGAAGGUGGUAGAAGGCAGAAGACCACUCCAGGUGUGAAGAAAGGUGUCCUUUUUGAAAAUGGCUGCUCUUGUUUUUUUUUUUAAGUGUACAUACUUUGAAAUGAAAUGAAAUAAUAGAAAUGUGCCCAGCAGGGGAUAAGCAGUACUUUUAAAAUGGGGGGGGGGGGUACAGACAGUGGUGGGAUUCAGCCAGUUCGCACCACUUCAGCAGAACCGAUAGCUAAUUUUUUGUUGCCCAGGCCCAGAAUGGACUUCUGGAAGCGGCAUCCACACAGAGAACCAGUUGUUCACAUAUUUGAAUCCCACCACUGGGUACAGAUCAUUCAAUGCUAUCCGGAGCAAUGCCAUUUCUUCUACCUCAUGGAGUAUCCAUAAAGCAGGACUAGCCUGUAGAACAUCCUAGCAGAGACAGGUUUCUUGGCUGCAUGAUUUCAGAUGACAUGGGAGAGUUCGAUCUUAACAGGCCAGAUGAAUUCAGAUCAUGAGAAGAUAUGCGGCAGAAGGCUGCACAUGGAGUUUUCUCCGGUUUAAAAAAUUAAUGCUUGGAUUUAUAAAAGUUUGGAGAGCCAUGUUCUGGAGGUCUAGUAGAGUCACUAGCUGAAUCAGUUCGGGUAGGACAGGAGAGACAAACUAAUGACACCUGACUCAUUAUUGGACAACAAUAUAAGUUCCUAUCACCCUUUCUCUAACAUGCUAGUUUAUUAUGUACGUUGCCAUUUUCAAAAGUGCUUGUGUGAAAAAGCGACCUACACACCAACUACAAAUGGAAGUAUUAGUUUUCCCCCUUAUCCAGAUGUCCCCCCGAGGGUUGGACUUAAGGUUUCUUCCCACAGUUUUUAUUUGCUGGCCAAGAUACAAUGCAAUAAUUUAAAAGGUUGCAUUGUGAUCUGAGUUUUGAUCACCUUGCUACUCUUCCUUGCCUCUGUAAGGGCACAGCAGAAUACAUUUGCAACUGGAUGCAAAAAAUAAGGUCAAAGAGAAUAUUUUAGCAGACAAUGCUUGUUUUUUGUCUGAUACUGGUGCAUGUUGAGCCUCUCUCUUCCAUCCAGCUGUUUAAAACCCUGGAUUCUGAUUCCUUUUAGCAUUUGUUUAUCUGCUAAUCCUUCUUCGGUUUUGGAGGAAUCAAGACCUUGCUGGAAUACAGUCUAGCUUCAUUCCAAGUCUUUUUGUGGACUACACUGUCAAAAUACCAGGAUAUGUCUUCUCUCCCUUGCCUGGGUGAAGCAGAAGAUGCUAUGGACCAUAGGUAGACUAUUAAAUGACUGACUUUUCUUUUUUUAAAAUAUCUUUGAUUUGUUUAUAAAAUAAAUAUUCAGUGGAAACAAAUG